AUGAAAACUUAAAAAUAAAGUAGAGAGAUAGAAGUUAAUUUUUACUUACAUUUUACAGACUUAAGUAAAUUUGAAUAAGUAUUCCUUCUAAUAAAUGGAUAAUCAAUAAAAUUAGAGGAUUUAGGUUGCGAUAUAGAUUUUUAGGUUGUUACUUUGGAUAUGGAAGCAGCUGAGAGCAAAAUUUAGUAUUAAUAUGAAAUAAAACAUAAAAAAAGUACAUAUCUUUCUGAUUAUAUUUCAAGAUAAUUAACUCAAUAUAAGAUUAUUGAAAAUGAAAAUGAAAAGAUUUAUAUUUUUGAUAGGCCCUCAAAAUUUAAAAUGAAUAGAAUAUAAAAUAAAAAAAUCAGUUAAAAAGAAGACGAAGUAGGACUAGAAGAAGAACAAGAAUAAGAAAUAAUUAACUAGAAAGAUAUUGAAAAGAGCUAUUAUUAGUUCCUCAAAUAAGUUAAAGAAAAAAGCGAAAAUAUAUCUACGGUAGUAAAGGGAUUGAGGAAAUUUAUAGUUGUGUCAUAGUUCAAAAAUAAACAUUAACUUUUUAAAGAUAUUGAUGACAACAUUCUCAAAUUAAUAAAUCCAUAAAAAGAUGAAGUGAAUUAGUUAAAUUAAUUGAUUGAAGCCCUCUCAUAAAAUGCAAAAACUAAUAACUCAUAUAAUAUAUAUUGUAAAAUUAAAUAAGCUCCUUUGGAUUAUUUUAAGAAUGAAUAUCUAAUUUAAUUUGUAUAGAGUCUUCAAAAUAAUUUUAAUCCUCUUGAAAUUUUAAAAGAACUAAUCGAAAAUAAUGGUUUAUUAGAAAAAUCAUAGCUAUAACAAAACUUUAUUACCAAAUUGAAUUAAUUAAAUUCUGAAUAAUUUAAAAAACACUAAAGUGAAAUUGAACAAUAAUUUGAUAUUUUAAGAAAAAAUAAUAAAUAAGAAGCCAUAAAAUUAAGAUAGUCCUUUAUUUUUAAAAUAUUAAGAUAAAUUAAUAGCUUAAAAGAUUAGCUAAAUCAUCUGCUAGUAAAUUAGGUGGACAUAAAAGGCUUAUUUUAAAACGAUGACUUUUUAUAAAUAUAAUAGUAUAUCUAAGAAAUAUUACUAGGAGAACUUUUACAGAAAUAUCCUCUUCAAAAAAAAGAUUUCUUUGACCAUUUUAUCAGUAAAAUAAAGGAUUUUUAAAGUUACUACGAUAGUGAUUUUUAAAUAAUUAAAAGCUACUUUAGAGAUUAAAAUUUUACAGAACUUUAACCCAUCAACUAAAUAGAUCUAAUAAUUUUCAUGAUUUAACAUUAAUAAAAACUAGAAAUUGAUAUCUAAAAACUUAUUAAAUCUAAAUCUUUAAUUAAAAAUUUGAAAAAAUUUGAUCAAAUUGUUUGCCUUUCAAAGUAUUUCUCUCAGCAUGAUCCAACAUAAAGUCAAUAAAAUUACCUGUUAAGUACUUUUUAAGAGUUUAUAAAAACUCUUGAAGCCAAAUAGAUUGAAUUUGUUUGGGAUUAUUAAAAGGAGCUUGUAGAUUUAUUAAAAUUUUAGUAAAAUUAAUAAAAAAUUUAUCUACAAUAGUAAAUAGAAAAUACUAUUUCAUAAAAGAAUAACAUGUAAAAAAUGAUUGAUGAAUAAGACCAAACUGAUACUCUGAGAAAUAACCAAAAAGAUUUUCCUUAAAUAAAUUUUGAAAAGAUUAAUGAUAUUGAAAUUAAUACAUUUUAAGAAUAAUCUUAUCAAAUAUUAGUUGAAUACUUCCAUUAAAACCUAAAAAUGAUAAUUUAAGCAAUCUAUGAAGAACAGAAUGUUGAAAAUUUAAAUAAGAUUUUAAAUACAAUUUAGCAAAUAUUUAACAAAUAAAUAUGUAUGAAGAGGUUAACUGAAUUUUAUUCUUUCUAUAAAAAAUGUUUGGAAUAAAAAAAAAUUCAAAAUAAAGAAUAGGAAUCUAUUUUAGUGAAAAUUUAAUAAUUUUUUGAGUAAGAAGCCAUAAACUUAUAUGAAUAAUAGUAACCACCUGAGUAAAGAUUUUAAAGUGAGCAAUAUCUGGAUUUCUUAAAAAUAUCUGAUAAGAGACCCGACUUCCCUUUUAGAAAGAGAUUAUUGGCUGAUUUAAAUAAAUUUGUCUUGCAUCAUGAUGAAAUUAAAAUACCUUCAAUUAAAAAAAUAAUUGAAAAUUAACAAUUUAAAGACAUUUAUAAGUUCUUUUAAAGUGAAAUUAAAAUAUAAUUUUCAGAUUUUUCAAAAUAAAUUGACCAAGAAAUAAGUUAAUUCUAUAAAGAGAAAGAAAAAAUAAAUAAACUAUUGAAAUAUUUUCCUUCAUACUUAAAAAAAGAAAAUUAAUUGUUUGAACAAAAAUUUAAAAUGGAUGCUUAGUUUGGAGAAAUCAGAUAAAUAAUUAUAAAAUUUAAAUAAAUGAAGAGCUUAUAUGACUAUUUUGAUUUAUUAUAAAGCAGUAAAAUUUUCUAAAAAAUCGUUUUCAUGCUUCAAUAAUAAGAGGGAGAGUAUAAAAUUUUAUCAGGAAAUCUAAAUAAUAUACUUUAUUAUUCUAAAAUGGAAUUGAUAAAUCUCAUCUAAAUGGUUAAGGGUAAUAAAAUUGUGUCUCUCAAGUGUUUGGAUACAUUUUAAAUUAAGCUUUAAGAAGAUAUUAAUAAUCUAAAUUAAUAACAGCCAUGCUUUGAUCAUGAAUUCGAAUUAGAAGAAAAUGAAGAAGAAGAAAACUCAUAAAAAAGUAUCUCAGAAAAAUCGAUUCUUUUCCCCAAAAAAAUUUUAAAUUUAUAAAAUUUAAUAUAAAUAUCUGGUGAUUCAUUUAUAGAAUCUGAAGAGAAUUUCCUUAAUCUCUACGAAUUGCUUUAAAUUAAAGAAGAAAAUCUCUCUGAAACCCUUUAAAAAUUUUUUCAUAUCAACUUUCUUCAUUAAUAUGGAAAAUGUUUAAUUGAAAUUGCCAAAUAAAAUGAUAUAAACCUUGAAAGCUAAUUGAAUAAAUAAUUUUACUUAGAUCUAUAGAAUUUGACUAAUAUUGAUGUAAAUAAAAAAUCUAUUGAUUAUUUUUAGAAUAGUCAAUUUAAAUGCUUACUUUCUUUUCCAAGUGGUUUUUAUUUAGGUGUAGAAAGAUAAGAUAAUGCAGUAUUAACAAUUUCCCAAUUAGAUUCAAUAAUUAAAUAUAUCAUAGAUAAUUUGUAAAAUCAAAGCUUUUUAGAAUUGAGAGAUUUGGUAGGAGGAGAUGAAAACACUGACUUAUAAUCUUUGCUGAUUAAGCUAAAUAAUUAAAGAAAAAUAUUUGGUAUUUUGACUGAAUUAAGAGAAACUUAUUCAAAUAAUUAAAAGGCUUCUUUUAUUAAGUUUAUUUAAAAAAUAGUUGAAUUCUGUAGAUUAGAAUUGGUUGAUGAAGCCAUCCAUGCUGAAUUGCAGUAAUGUUCAGAAGAUUUCUUUAAAAUUAAGUAAAUAGAUAAGAGCUAAUAGAAUUAAUAAGAUUACAUUAGCCUAGCAAUAGAAGUCCUCGAAGUGGGUGAAUUCUAGUUUUAUCUUGAUGAGCAUAAAGAUAAUCCAGAACAAGUAAAACUCGUUGUUCUUUCAAAUUAAGAAUAUUCAGAAUUGGAUAUUAGAAAAAUAUGUUCAAAAGUUAUUAUUGACUAGAAUAUGGUAAAAAUACAUGCAUAGUUUAUUAAGGAAAGAGAAAAGAAAAAUAAACCCAAAUCUAAGAUUUCGUCUAAAAGCAUGAUACAAGUCGAAGAAGAAGAAUCAGAAGAAUGUAAAUAAAUUAAAAAUUCAAUGAAAAUGUUUAAAGAUUAGUGGGAAGCUGCUGAAAGGUUGAAGGAAGUGAUUUCUAAUUUAAUUUCUUUUGGAAAAUUUGAUAUUCUUUAACGAAAACUAAUUUUCUCUAACAAAAAUUAAACCCCAUAAAAAAAUCUUGAAUAAAUGGAAUAAAAUUAUCAAACAUACACUAAAGAACUUACAGAAUGGAAAAAUUAACUUUGCGAGCUUUUUCAAUAAUAUCCUUAUUUUUCUUUAAUUGGAUUUUCAUAUUACUAAGAACUUAUUACUUAUUGUGAAGAAGGAAAAUAUGAAGAUUUUAGUAAAGUAAAUCCUGGUUUGAUAAAUAUCUUAAAAUUUAUGAGCCUAAGUCUGUAGGAUAUUUAAGAAAUACCUUUCUCAAUUAAACUAAAGAAGAAUUAAUCUUACUUUUCUAAAUUGUAGAGCAUAGCAAAUAAUUGUACUUAAAAAUGUAAAUAAUUUGAUCAUCAAAUGAUAGAAAAAAGUUAUGAAGAUAAAAUAUUUGAGCCUCUAAGAUUCAAAGAUAAAUUGGUGAAAUACAUUUUUUCGGGUAGCUAAGAGUUGAUAGAAAUAUUAAUUGGUGGAGUUUAGAAUCAAGAUGAUAAUUAUGGAGAUUUCUACAAAUAUUUGUUUUGUGACAAAAGCACCAAGUUCACUGAUCUUUAACUUUUCAUGUUUAGGUUUAAAAAUUUAAUUUCUAAUAACAAAUAAAAUACUUACUACUUGAUCAUUAAUACUAAAUUAGAAGUUAAAUUUUUCAACUAAGUGAAUGAUAUUUUAUCUGACUAUAAUAAAUAAAGUAAUACAAUUAAAAAUUAGCUUAUAGUUCUUAUCAGAGAAGGAUUAGAUUAAAAAUAAAUAUCAUGUUUACCCUAAGAAAAGAAAAUAAACAAACAAACAAUAGCAUCAAUUUUAUAUUAAAAUGCUAUAAUUUAUUAUUCAAAUAGCUCAGGUUGUGGUAAAUCCUUUGAAAUACAAAAAAAAAUUAGCGAGUAAAACUAAAAUUCCUUCAGAAUUCCAAUAGGUGGAAGCAAUAAAAACUAAAUUUUGUAAACCUUAAAAUAAAAACUGAAUAAAGUGGAGCCAGGUAAUUUACAUAUCCAUUUAGAUGUUUGUGAAACAUCUGAAUAUGAUCUUAAUUUGCUAUUUUUUGAAUUAAUUGUAUUAAAAUCUAUAAGCAUUCAUAGUGAUUAACUUGUUUACUUUGAAAAAUUUAACUAAACAACUUUUUACAUCGAAAUAGCUAACACUCUUGAUGAAGGUUUAUAUUAAUCUAUUCACAUCAAAAAUUUCUUUGAAAGAUAAAAAGUUGAAUUUGAUGCUAGUAGGUUUUAGCUAGAGUCACCAAAUAAAUCUAAAGAAGAAAUUAUCAAUUAUAAAGCAGCAUUCUAAUCCUUAUAUUAUAUAUACGUAUUAGAAACUACUGGUGUAAACCAUUUCAAUAAAGAAUAAACCGAUGAUAGCUAUAAUUUAGAUAAUGCUAUUUUAUCAAACAUAAAUAAUUUAAUAAAAAAUAAAAUAGUUGAAUAAAUAACAGUUCCUUGCUUUUAUUAAAUUGUUAGAUUUUUAAAUCUAUUUGGUUCUGAAAUGAGAAAAAUGAAUAAAUCUUAUUUCCUUUCGCCUGAAUAUAUAAAAUCAGAAGGAUUAGACCACUAACUGAGAACUAUUAUAGUUUCUACAUCUUAUAAAUUGUGUAGUAAUAUAUGUUUUACUUAAUACGAAUAAAAAAACAUAAUCUAAAACUAGCAAGUUUCAAAAGAAAUGUAGCUUAAUUAAAAAUCAGAAAAUAUUAAAGAAUUCAGUAAUUUUGAAAUGGAUUUUAUCACUUUUUAGGAAUAAGAAUCUCCAUGCUUAACUAUGUUUUUUAGGAAUUCAAAUUAAGUUCCUAGAUAAAUUAAAGAACUGGUUGAACUUAAUAAGGAAAAACUACUUUACUUUAAUGAAAAUUUAUAACCUGAAGAUUUAUUAAGAUGGCUGGUCAAACUUAUAAAAAAAGAUGAAUAAAAAAUAUAUAGUGACAGAAAUAAUAAUAGCUUUGAUUCUAUGAUUAACGAUGACAUAAGUAAAUUUGCAAAAAGAAUAAUCAUUUAAAAAGAUAAUUUCUUUAAAAUUGCUAUGAUUUUUAUGAGAAUUCGUGCUAACUCUCCUGUUAUUAUUAUGGGUUAAUCAGGUAUUGGAAAAUCAAUACUUAUUGAAGUUAUGUCAGUUAUAAUGGAAGCUUAAUUCAAAAUUAUGAUUGUUCAUGCAGGUAUUACUGAGCAAGAUGUUACUAAGUUGAUUGAAGAAUCCAUUGAAAUCAGUUAAAAAAAUAAUUAGAAAGUAGUUGUUUUCUUCGAUGAAGUAAAUACAAACAAAUUAGUGAGCAGUUUAUUCAAAGAAAUAAUAGUUGAUAGACACAUAUAUGGAGAGCCUAUACCAAGCAAUGUAAUUCCAAUAGCCGCUAUAAAUCCAUACAAACUUAAGAGUGAGUAAUAAAAAAAAAUGAUAGACAUUUAAAUUCAUGGAGGUAUUAAAAAGGAGAUGGUGAAAAAAAUUAAAAACACAGAUCUUGAAUAUUCAGUAGAGCCUAUUCCAGAAAGUAUGUAUAGUUUCAUCUGGAAUUUCGAUAAGCUUUAAUUAGAAGAUGAGAAGAAAUACAUUUCUCAAAUACUAUAAACGAAAUAUAAUGAGAAAAAGAAGAAAUAAAUAUAUAAAAUUUUUGCUGAUGAAGAGCUUGAUCUUAUUUCUAAAGGAAUAUUUGAAAGCUAAAUAUUCUUAAGAGAAAAAAUGGGAUAUCAAAGUGCUUGUAGUCUUAGAGAUGUUAGUCGCUUCACUAAAUUACUCUUUUGGUUUAUCAAAUUUUUAACAAAAUGUAGGUAGUUUGAGUUGAAAAUUCUUGAUAAAGACUUCUAAAGCACUUGCUUAUAUUUAUCCUUUUAUAUAAAUUAUUGUGUUCGUUUGCCUUUAAUCAACUAAAGAAAGUAAUAUUUAUAUAAACUUUCUGAAAUUUUCUAAGAAAAUCGCUUAUAAAUAUGGAAAAAAAUUGAUGAUGUAUCAACUUAUUUGAUUAAUUAAACAGAAGUACCAAGAGGUAUAGUUAAGAAUACAGCCCUUAAAUAGAAUGUUUUUACCUUAUUUGUAUCUAUAAUGAAUAAAAUUCCUGUUGUUCUUAUAGGUCCUCCAGGUUGUUCUAAAACUCUUUCAUUAAGAAUCAUCAUAAAAUCAAUGAAAGGCAAAUAAUCUAAAUCACCUCUCUUCCAAAAGCUAAAAACUUUGAUGCCUUUACUGUAUUAAGGACAUGUUCAAAGUACAUCUGAAAAGAUACUUGAAGUAUUUGAAAGAGCAAAAAAUAAAGUAGAGUAAUAUAAAAAAUAAAACGAACAAAAAAAUUAUAUUUCUAUGGUACACCUAGAAGAAAUAGGUCUAGCUGAAAUUUCACCUCAUAAUCCUCUAAAGGUUCUACAUUAAACUCUUGAAAAACCUGAAAUCGCAAUUGCAUGUAUUUCAAACUGGCCACUAGAUCAGUCUAAAAUGAAUAGAAUGCUGGCCAUUUAUAGAUUAGAUGUUGAUGAAGAUGAAUUAGUGGAAAUUUUGAAAUCGACUUAGGAAUAUGUUCAUUCUUUUAAAAAAGAUUAGUCUGUCUAAAAUGUUUUAAAACAAGAUAAAAUAAGUGAUUAAUUAUAAGUAUAAAUUGCUAAGACUUAUUAAAGUUAUCUUGAGUAGGUAAAAAAAGAAAUGCCUGAAUAUGAAUAAUUUCAUGGAUUGAGAGAUUUUUAUGGCAUGGCAAAAUUGUUAAUUUCAAAGAAAAUUCAAUUAGUUAAAGACAUACUCAAAUAAAGUAAUGAUUAACUUAUAUAAAUCUAAAUUAGUGAUAGUUUAAUUAUGCAAAACAAUUAAGCUUUGAUUGCUUAUUCCUUUAUAAGACAUUUCUCUGGAUUAGAAACCCACGACAUUUUGUUCAAUACACUUAAAAAGCAAUUUAAAGAUUAAGAAUUAAAUGAAAUACAAAAGUUAAAAUAAAUCUAAUUGAUUUAAGAUAAUUUAACUGAAGUAUCAGAUGACUUCAUGUCUAGGCAUCUUAUGAUAAUUUCUCGAAAUUCUUAGGCUACUUUAGAAUUUAUUAAUAGCGAGCUUAUCAGUUUACAAAAACCUUACUAAAUAUUUAUGGGAAGUGAUUUUUAGACAGAUUAAAAAUCAUAAAAUACUUACAAAAUUAUUAAUGAAAUAAUUGAUUGUGUAGAAAAGGGUAAAAUUGUAGUGCUAAAAAAUUUAGAUAAUAUCUAUUAAAGUUUAUAUGAUUUGCUAAACUAAAAUUACAAAUAUUUUAAUGGAAAAUAUUAUUGCAGCAUUUCUUUUAAUGCAGACAGUAGAGAAAUUCCUGUAUCUCCAGACUUUAAGAUCAUACUUAUUGCUGAUUAAUCAUAAAUACAUAAAAUGGAUGGACCACUUCUCAAUCGUUUUGAAAAGCACACAUUUUCUGAAUCUAUGAUAAUUUCAUAAAAAGAUUAGAACAAAAUUAAUCGCAUAUACUAAUAUUUCAUAGAUCUUAAAUAAAAUAUAUUCAAUUUUAAUAACAUUAAGGAGUUAGUUUAAUCGCUUGUAUUAUAAUAAAGCAAAUUAUAAGGUUCAUCUGAAGAGGAUUAUGUAAAACAGCAAAUUUAUCAUCUGACAUCUUUCAGUUACGCAAUAUAAAUGAUAAAUGCAUAAGAUGAAGAAUUUAAAAAAACAUAUAUAGAAUCAAAUUAUCAUUAUAGUCUAGAUAGCUUUAUAGAAAACAGAAUAUUUAAGUCUGAUAAUGAAAAUAAAAAGCUAUUUUGCAUUUACUCUCCUUAAUAAGAUAUAAAUUCUACAUCAAAAUAUAAUUUAAAUAAAAUUCAAAUAUCUUAAAUAGAUUCUCAAUAAGUUUUAGUAAAUUAAUUGAAAUAAUUUUUCGAAAAUUUGGUUAUAAAGAGUCAAGCUUAAUUGUAAGAUGAAGAUGCAAAUAUGGAACCAAUUGAAGAGGAAAUAAAUUAAAAAAUUUUAAUGGUUAUAUGUGAUUAAUAUGUUGACUCUUUUGAAAGAAUAAGCUUUGUUAGAUAAAAAAUCGUAGAAACAAUGAUUAGCUAUUAAAAUAGAUCUAAUUUACCAUUCAGUAUAAUACUUUGUAUUAGAACUACGGAUAUAUUCUAAGCUCUUCCUUAUUUUGCAAAUUGUGAGCAAUACUUUAUUGAAGAUCUUUAUUUAAACUCAAAUUUAGAUAGAGUUCUUAGUUUGAGUUAAAUUAUAUAUAGAUUAGAUGAAAAUUUAAAUUCUGUUGUUGAUUUUGAUUAAUUAUAGAAAAUUUUUAUGUCAAAGAAAGAACUUAUUAGUAAUUCUUUUGGACUUGUUAGUUAUGGUAAUAUAGUAUAAGAGGAUUUCUUACUAAAUAGGCUGAAGGAUAUUUUUACAAUUUUUAGCUUUAAGGAUGAAGAAAAGAUAUCAGUUAUUAGCUUUAAAUUUAUUCAAGCCUAAAUAAAAAUCUUUUUAGAAUAAAAUUAAUUAGUCAUAGUUAGAGACUUUGUCUACAAGUAAAUUAUUGAAAAAGGUAAAGCUUAGCAAAGAAUAAGUCUCCUUUCAGCAAUUAAAGAAGGAAUAAUGGAAAUCAUAUAAAUUGGUGUUGCAAAGUUCAUCGCAGUUUUAGAAAAUAAUUAUUUAAUUUACUCAAUAAUUCAUUCUGCUAAUAACAGCUCUUUAAAGAAAAUAGUGGCAUAAAAUUUAAUAGAUAUUCUGAAUAUUGGAUAAGUGGAUUUUACAGAUAAAGAAGCAUUCUACAGGCAAAUAAAUGAGAGCAAUUAAACAUUUGAUUUGACAGUAAAUAUUUAACCCAAAGAAUUUAAAUUCCCUGGUUCUCAAAAAUAUAUAUCUAUACUACAAAAUUGCAUUAAAGAAUUAGAUUUUAAUAAAAAUGAAAACAAUUAGGAAAAAUUGAAAAAUAUUUAAAUAGAAGAAAACGAUGAUAUAGAAUUAGAAAACGAUGAUCAAGUUUAACUAAAUUAAUCUUUAGAUACCUAAUAUAAUAACUUUUUAGAAUAGAUUUAAAAUGAAGAAUAAAUCAAUUUAAUUUAAUUUACAAUAUUAUUUAUAGAAGAUUAUAUAAAUCACGGUAUAUAGGGAAUAGAUCUUACCCAUUUAAAUAUUAGCUUAUAAAUUAUUGAAAUUUUAUAAAAACAAACAUAAAAUUAUUCUUCAUUUGAAAUUGAACAAGAGCAAGAAGAAGAAGAAAAACAAAACUUAAAGUUAAAUAUAUAAGCUAUGAUGAUUUUGAAUAUUUUUAAAGAAGAUAUUCUCAGAAUUGAUGAAAUAAUGGCUUAAUUUAGUUGGAUUUUAAGAAAAGAAGAAAUAAUGAAAAGAUUAAAAUUUAAUCAUGAUGCUCCAAAUUAAUCUUGUAUAAUUCAAUAUGCCCAAGCCUUAGUUUAACUUUUGAUUUAAUUAAUGAAACCUUCUGAGGAACUAUAAAACAAGAUGAAAUCAUAAGAUAUUACAUAUAAAGAUUAAGUUUAAGAAUUAGUUAGAUUUAUAGACUUCUAUGAACUCUAUAAGAGUGAUCAAAUAAAAAAUAGUUAGCAAAAAUUGUAUCUUUAAUAACUUUUCAUCAAUAAUAUUAUGGAAAAGCUCUAAAUAGAUUGGUAGAAUAAAGUUUUUGAUGAGCUUCAAGAUAUCAUUUAAUAUAACUUAAAGGGUUUAGAUAAUUUUAAAAAUACAGUUAAAAGAAUAUAUUUUAACUAGUAAGAUGAUGAUUAUAACUAAAAUACUUCAAAGAGUUCCAAAGUCUCUAUAAUAAAAAAAAGAAUUUCUAAGCUUAAAAAGAAUAAGAAAAUAGAUGCUGAUUAAGAAAAUGAAGAUACAGAUAAAAUUGAUGUGGAAGAUAAUAUUAAAAAUAAUGAGGAAGAAAAUAAUAAUUUAGAUGAAAAAAUCAAAUAAUUUGAGAUUGAAUGGAUCUAUUUUGUGUUAGAUAUUUUGCAAAACUAAAUAAAUUAAAAUAAAUUCAAGGAUAUUUUAGGUGUGGUUGUGAAUUAACUUGUUCAAAUUGAGGAAAAUCUUGAUAAUUUAAAAGUAAAUCCCUUACCAAAGGACAUAGUUAUAAGGUUUAACAUAAUUUUAAAUAUUCUUUUUAGCAGAAUUACAAAGUUAGAUGACCUUAUAUCUUUAUUCAAUCAAGAGGAGCAUAAGCCUUUACUAAAUUAAAAUUACCCUAAAUAAACUGAACACACUGUUUUUGUGAUCAUAACUGAUAUUAUUUAAAUUAAUUGUUUACAUUAAUUAAUAAAUUAAGAUAAAGAAAAAGAAAAAUUCUAUUAGUUUGUUUUUAAUAUCUGUGAAAUCGACUCUCUUGCGAAGUUAUCUUUAUUCUAAAAGUUAAUUUUCUUUAGUAUAUAUAGAGAACUCACAUUGAUUUUAUGCUUAAAUAAAGAUAAAAUAUCUUUUGACAAUAAGUGUCGUAUCUAAAAAUUUUACAAUUAAAUAGAUAUCGAAAGUUUAUAACUUUAUGUAGUUAAAUAAAUUUACAAUUAAUAUGGCAAUGAAAUUACAUCUUUUAUAAAGCAAUCUGAAAUUUUUUCAAAUAUAAAGUGGCUUAAGGAGUUAAGUUCUGGCUUUGUAGGCAUCCUAGACUCAUCUUUUCUUACUGAACCUGAAUCUAAAUUAUAUAAAAAUUAUUUCUAAAAUAAUUAAAAUCUUAAAAGCUAAUUAAUAAAAUUCUUUAAAGAUGAAAUUUCUAAAUCAAAUAACAUUUUUAAGAGCUUACUUGAAGGAAUUAUACACAACGAGCUUUAUUAUCCAUUUAGUAAAUUGAAUAAUAUCUCGUUGUUUAGAUAUGAUAUUUAAAACAAUUCUUAAUUGUAUUAAUGCUUAAAUUGUUAAGAAUAUAUAUUCUCUAAUUAGUGUUCUAACUUAAAAUCUAAUUUUAUGUGCUAAAGAUGUGGUCAUUAAAUUGCUAAGGGAAGUCCAAAUACAAAAUUAGUCUUAUAAGAUGCACACACCUAAAAAACAGAAUUAUAAAAUAUCAUUAAUUAGAACUAAUGGAAAGGCAUAUAUAUAAGAUUAAUAUAAGGAAUUAAUGAUGAUUAAUUAGAAUAAGGAAAUUCAUUAGAUCUAAGAAUAUUUACUUUAAUGUACUCCAUUUCAAUUAUUUUAGCUUUUCAGAGAAAAAGAUUAAGCUCAUAGAAGUAGGUGACAAUGACUUCAUUUAAAAAUAAAUAACUAAUAAAUGAGUAAGUAAGUAUAUGGGAGCUUUGUGAGCACUUGAAGAUACAUUAUCAAGAAAAUCCAGAGAACUUUUUGAAUGAAUAAAUUGAUUUAGCUAUUGAAUAAAUUUAUUAGAUAAUGAAAUUUAAAGAUAUAAGAGAAUAAGAGAUAAGUAUCAUUUUAUUUAAAAUUAUAAAUGUAAUUUUAAAUGAUGACUCCAUAAAACCUUUAUAAGAUCCUGAAGAAAGGUCAAAACUGAACUCCUAGUUCUCUUUAAAGAUUUAAGAUAUUAUAUUACAAUCAAAGCUUGUAUUAUUAAAUUAACAAAAGGGUGAGAUUCACAUAGUAAAAAUUUUAGAGACUUUCCAAUUUGAAAAUAUAGAAUAAAAAGUUUAAAAUUAUUAUAGAAAUUUAAGAUUCGUAAAAGUUAGUAGCGAACCAAAUUUUAUUUAGAGAUAAAUUUAAUAAGAAAAUUAGAACAACAAGGAUUACUAGUCUAUGAAAAAAAUUUUAGAUUCAAAUGAAAUUGAAUAUAUAUCUAAGUCUUUAAAGGUGCUUGUUAGUUUUACAUAACUGAUGUAGAAAUAUUUAAGCAAUUCCUUUACUAUGAAAUCGGCAUAAAAUAAAACUUUAGUGAUGGUUUUGUAAGAUGAAGAAACUCAUCCACUUUUAAAAUGUUUUUAAUAAUAGCUCAUACCUAUUUGGAAAGAAAUAAAAGAAAAAGAGAAAGAAUUUAUUAUUGGAUGCAGAGACUAUAAAAUAUAUGAUCUUGAUGAAGAAACAAAAUUAAAUGAUUUGGUGUAUUCGUCUAAUACAGAAGAUGGAAUAUUCUCAAAUAUAUUCGAAAUACUAUGCUUAAAAUAAAAUAAUAUAAUCCAAGAAUUUCAGUCUUUGGUAGAUUCUGUAAGCAGAACGCAAAAAAAUAUGGUUAUUAAAGUUAAGACUAUAUAACACUUAGAUGAAAAUUUAAAUAUCCUUAAACCUUACAAAGAAACUAUCUUUAGAAAAUAUUUUAUGAAUAGUCCUGAAUAUAAAGAAGGAAAUACAUACAUAUUUGACCUUAAGUAAAUAUAAGAAGAGCUAGUUAAAACUUGCUUAACAGGUACUGUCUUUAUAGAUUUGUAGAACUCUGAAAAAUUCUCCUUCUUACAAGAAAUAUCAAUAUUAGAUUUUGGACAUUUAUCAAAUAUUAAAAUUAAAUAAGAACCAAUUUCAUAAGAAGUUAAAUAAAACCUCUAAGAUAUUCUUUAAAAUAAAGAGUAAAUGUAUGAUUUGUUAAACAAACUAAUCAGAGCUUUCUAGUUUUAUUUAAAUUCUAGUGAUAAAGAAGAAAUGCCCUUAAUGUAAGCUUUUGAUAAUGUUAAAAUUCGAAUCAAAAUACCUAAAUUGAGUGCUAUUAUGUCAGAAAGUAUUAAGCUAAAACAUUUAAGUAGUAUGAUUUGUACACUAGAAGAGUUCAAUAUUGAUAACUUAGUUAAUCUUUGUGAUCCAAGCUUUAAAUGUUAGAUUGGCUCAGAAAAAUUUGAAAAAGCAUAUAACUUUAUAUCAUCAAAUAAUUUGGAGUUAAAUAACUUUUUGAUAGCUCUAGGGAGAUUUAUAUUUAGAUAUCUAAGUAAAGAAGGAUUAUGUCGUACUGAAAAUUUAUUUGGAUAAAUAUUCAGGAUUGAUAUUUACAAAGAAAUAUGGAAUGACUCAUCUUAAAUAGAGUCUCUUUUAAAUGAAGCUGUCAAGCUAGACAUCCUUAUUAAAGAGUCAUUCUAUCUGUAUUAAAAACUUAAAUAAAGAAGAAAUUAAAAGCGUUACAAUCUUGAAUCAUCAAUCGAAAUGGAUAUAGAAUCUAAUCAAAACUUAUAUGAAACGAUGUAUUUAGAGAACUUUUCUGAUGAUUUCUUUAACAAGAAAAUAAUAGAUUCUUGA
Molecule: messenger RNA, 13827 nt
Organism: Tetrahymena thermophila SB210
Lineage: Eukaryota; Ciliophora; Oligohymenophorea; Hymenostomatida; Tetrahymenidae
Product: AAA domain, dynein subfamily protein
Exons: 6
Molecular function (GO): ATP hydrolysis activity; ATP binding; ubiquitin-protein transferase activity
Source: RefSeq, a predicted model, not a curated record